UGCGGACCAGCACGGGUCGCGCUUCAUCCAGCAGAAGCUCGAGAUGGCCACGGAUGCAGAGAAGAGAAGGAGCUGGUGUUCUGUGAGUGCGGACCAGCACGGGUCGCGCUUCAUCCAGCAGAAGCUCGAGAUGGCCACGGAUGCAGAGAAAGAGUUGGUGUUCUGUGAGGUGCUGCCGCGCGCUCUCUCCCUUAUGACGGACGUCUUUGGGAACUACGUGAUUCAGAAGUUCUUCGAGCAUGGGCUGGACUCGCACAGGGCAGCACUGGCAGCGGAGUUGAAAGGGCAUGUGCUGGCGCUGGGGCUUCAGAUGUAUGGGUGCCGGGUCAUUCAGAAGGGGCAUGUGCUGGCGCUGGGGCUGCAGAUGUAUGGAUGCCGGGUGAUUCAGAAGGUGAGGGAUGGUGCGAUGCAGUUUGGGCAUGUGCUGGCGCUGGGGCUUCAGAUGUAUGGCUGUCGGGUGAUUCAGAAGGUGAGAGGUGGUGGGGAGGGGGGGGUUGUUUGGAAGGGCAUGGCACUGGAGGUUCUCCCUCUUCGUCAGCAGCUGGAGAUCAUCGCAGAGCUAGAGGGUAGUGUGAUGCGGUGUGCCUUGGAGGUUCUGCCUCUACCGCAGCAGCUGGAAAUCAUUGCAGAGCCAGAAGGGAGUGUGAUGCGGUGUGUGCGCGACCAGAACGGCAACCACGUGAUUCUCCGCUUCCCUCUUGCUGUUCCCCGUGCCCUGUUUCUUCCGCCAUACCAACAGGCUCUGGAGGUUCUUCCUCUGACGCAGCAGCUGGAGAUAAUAGCAGAACUGGAGGGCAGUGUGAUGCGGUGUGUGCGGGACCAGAACGGGAAGCAGGUUGUUUCUGAUCUUCUUACUUUCCUCUCUCCGCCAUGUUCUUCCGCCAUACCAACAGGCACUGGAGGUUCUUCCUCUGACGCAGCAGCUGGAGAUAAUAGCAGAACUGGAGGGCAGUGUGAUGCGGCUCUGGAGGUUCUUCCUCUGACGCAGCAGCUGGAGAUAAUAGCAGAACUGGAGGGCAGUGUGAUGCGGUGUGUGCGGGACCAGAACGGGAAGCAGGUUGUUUCUGAUCUUCUUACUUUCCUCUCUCCGCCAUGUUCUUCCGCCAUACCAACAGGCACUGGAGGUUCUUCCUCUGACGCAGCAGCUGGAGAUAAUAGCAGAACUGGAGGGCAGUGUGAUGCGGCACUGGAGGUUCUUCCUCUGACGCAGCAGCUGGAGAUAAUAGCAGAACUGGAGGGCAGUGUGAUGCGGUGUGUGCGGGACCAGAACGGGAAGCAGGUUGUUUCUGAUCUUCUUACUUUCCUCUCUCCGCCAUGUUCUUCCGCCAUACCAACAGGCUCUGGAGGUUCUUCCUCUGACGCAGCAGCUGGAGAUAAUAGCAGAACUGGAGGGCAGUGUGAUGCGGCUCUGGAGGUUCUUCCUCUGACGCAGCAGCUGGAGAUAAUAGCAGAACUGGAGGGCAGUGUGAUGCGGUGUGUGCGGGACCAGAACGGGAAGCAGGUUGUUUCUGAUCUUCUUACUUUCCUCUCUCCGCCAUGUUCUUCCGCCAUACCAACAGGCUCUGGAGGUUCUUCCUCUGACGCAGCAGCUGGAGAUAAUAGCAGAACUGGAGGGCAGUGUGAUGCGGCUCUGGAGGUUCUUCCUCUGACGCAGCAGCUGGAGAUAAUAGCAGAACUGGAGGGCAGUGUGAUGCGGUGUGUGCGGGACCAGAACGGGAAGCAGGUUGUUUCUGAUCUUCUUACUUUCCUCUCUCCGCCAUGUUCUUCCGCCAUACCAACAGGCUCUGGAGGUUCUUCCUCUGACGCAGCAGCUGGAGAUAAUAGCAGAACUGGAGGGCAGUGUGAUGCGGCUCUGGAGGUUCUUCCUCUGACGCAGCAGCUGGAGAUAAUAGCAGAACUGGAGGGCAGUGUGAUGCGGUGUGUGCGGGACCAGAACGGGAAGCAGGUUGUUUCUGAUCUUCUUACUUUCCUCUCUCCGCCAUGUUCUUCCGCCAUACCAACAGGCUCUGGAGGUUCUUCCUCUGACGCAGCAGCUGGAGAUAAUAGCAGAACUGGAGGGCAGUGUGAUGCGGCACUGGAGGUUCUUCCUCUGACGCAGCAGCUGGAGAUAAUAGCAGAACUGGAGGGCAGUGUGAUGCGGUGUGUGCGGGACCAGAACGGGAAGCAGGUUGUUUCUGAUCUUCUUACUUUCCUCUCUCCGCCAUGUUCUUCCGCCAUACCAACAGGCACUGGAGGUUCUUCCUCUGACGCAGCAGCUGGAGAUAAUAGCAGAACUGGAGGGCAGUGUGAUGCGGCUCUGGAGGUUCUUCCUCUGACGCAGCAGCUGGAGAUAAUAGCAGAACUGGAGGGCAGUGUGAUGCGGUGUGUGCGGGACCAGAACGGGAAGCAGGUUGUUUCUGAUCUUCUUACUUUCCUCUCUCCGCCAUGUUCUUCCGCCAUACCAACAGGCUCUGGAGGUUCUUCCUCUGACGCAGCAGCUGGAGAUAAUAGCAGAACUGGAGGGCAGUGUGAUGCGGCACUGGAGGUUCUUCCUCUGACGCAGCAGCUGGAGAUAAUAGCAGAACUGGAGGGCAGUGUGAUGCGGUGUGUGCGGGACCAGAACGGGAAGCAGGUUGUUUCUGAUCUUCUUACUUUCCUCUCUCCGCCAUGUUCUUCCGCCAUACCAACAGGCUCUGGAGGUUCUUCCUCUGACGCAGCAGCUGGAGAUAAUAGCAGAACUGGAGGGCAGUGUGAUGCGGCUCUGGAGGUUCUUCCUCUGACGCAGCAGCUGGAGAUAAUAGCAGAACUGGAGGGCAGUGUGAUGCGGUGUGUGCGGGACCAGAACGGGAAGCAGGUUGUUUCUGAUCUUCUUACUUUCCUCUCUCCGCCAUGUUCUUCCGCCAUACCAACAGGCUCUGGAGGUUCUUCCUCUGACGCAGCAGCUGGAGAUAAUAGCAGAACUGGAGGGCAGUGUGAUGCGGCUCUGGAGGUUCUUCCUCUGACGCAGCAGCUGGAGAUAAUAGCAGAACUGGAGGGCAGUGUGAUGCGGUGUGUGCGGGACCAGAACGGGAAGCAGGUUGUUUCUGAUCUUCUUACUUUCCUCUCUCCGCCAUGUUCUUCCGCCAUACCAACAGGCUCUGGAGGUUCUUCCUCUGACGCAGCAGCUGGAGAUAAUAGCAGAACUGGAGGGCAGUGUGAUGCGGCUCUGGAGGUUCUUCCUCUGACGCAGCAGCUGGAGAUAAUAGCAGAACUGGAGGGCAGUGUGAUGCGGUGUGUGCGGGACCAGAACGGGAAGCAGGUUGUUUCUGAUCUUCUUACUUUCCUCUCUCCGCCAUGUUCUUCCGCCAUACCAACAGGCACUGGAGGUUCUUCCUCUGACGCAGCAGCUGGAGAUAAUAGCAGAACUGGAGGGCAGUGUGAUGCGGCUCUGGAGGUUCUUCCUCUGACGCAGCAGCUGGAGAUAAUAGCAGAACUGGAGGGCAGUGUGAUGCGGUGUGUGCGGGAUCAGAACGGCAACCACGUGAUUCAGAAGUGCAUCGAGUGUGUGCCGCCCGCCCACAUCGCCUCCAUCGUCAACAGCUUCUACGGCCAAGUGGUUGCACUCUCAACCCACCCGUAUGGGUGCAGAGUUAUUCAGCGAGUGCUAGAGCAUUGCACGGAGGAGCAGAAGCAGAGGGGGGUGAUGGACGAGAUCAUGCGGUCUACCUGUGCUCUGGCCCAGGACCAGUACGGCAACUACGUCGUGCAGCACGUGUUGGAGCAUGGGAGCGAGGACGAGAGGAACGUGAUUAUAACGAAGCUGGCGGGGCAGAUAGUCACAAUGAGCCAGCACAAGUUUGCGUCCAACGUGAUUGAGAAGUGCCUGCAGUACGGGGGGCCGGCUCAGAAGCAGCUGCUGCUGUCUGAAAUGCUGGGACGGACAGACGAGAACGAGCCGCUGCAGGCAAUGAUGAAGGACCAGUUCGGCAACUAUGUCGUUCAGAAGGUGCUGGAGACGUGCAGCGAGGGGCAGAGGGAGAUGGUGCUGGGGCGCAUCCGUGUGCAUCUGCAUACACUCAAGAAGUUCACGUAUGGGAAGCACAUUGUGGCUCGGGUCGAGAAGCUGCUUGCUGCUGGAGGCCGUAUGCAAUCUCGGGCAGAGAGAGAGCGGGUGAUGGCACCCUCCUACUCAGGCCCAGCUGGGGGAGGUUUUACUGGUGCAGGCUUUUCCGGUGGAGGGAACGUUGCAGGGAUGGGUUCAAGCCGGCAAGGCACGCGCGAGAGGCUAUUCGACCGCGACGACCAGAGCCUCAAGUACAAGGGGGUGCAGAAGCAUGUGCGCGGCUGGCUCGUCAAGUACGCGUCGCGCGGCAAGACCGUCGUGCUGGGCGUUCGUCCGACGCAAGAGGAGGCGGCGUCGCUCUAUGACAAGUUCGCCUACAAGGUUCACGGCAACGCCGAGACACUCAAUCUCGGUCUCACGCUUGCCGAGAAACGGGCCCUCGACGCGCUCUCCGACCGCGAGUUCCUCGCCAUUAUAAAAAAGGAUAACUUCAAUUUAAGCUUCCGAAAAGGAUGGAGCUCGAAUUACAUCGGCGUGAGCUGGUACGAAGACUAUGGCGGAUGGGUCGCGCAGGUGAACAUGGGCGGGAUCACGCGCAAGAUCAAGCGGAGCAAGACGGAGGAGGUGGCUGCUGCGGCCGUCGAUCGCGCGCUGCUGCGACGCGACGGCGACCGUGCGAUCACGAACGCGAUGAUCUUCGGCGGGUGUAUUAAAGUCGAGACUCUCAUGGACCUCGAGGGGCUGCGCGACGCGGUGAUCCUGUCGCGAGUGGCUGAAAUGGAAGGCGGAGCAUCCGCCAAGUCGGUUUCCAUCGUCGCCGCAACCCAGUUGCCUCCAGGCAGCGAGCUAGUGGCGGGGUGGGCGGGCAAGCUCCGCUGGGGAGUGAUGCACAACAAGGACAAGGGCGUGUGGGAGAUGGUGCUCUAUGUCGGCCCUAAACCGUUUCUGCGAGGAAGGACCCAGUUAGGGGACGAGGCCGCACGCCUCUACGACAGGAUGGCCUACAAGUUCCGGGGCACAUCAGCAGUGCUCAACUUCGGCCUAUCCGCCGCAGAGAAGCUGGAACUCGAGCAGAUGACCAAGGACGAUUUCCACCUGCACCUCCGCAAAUCCUUUGUCCGCAGCUUCCGCUCUCGAUCCUGUCCGUCGAUCUACAAGGGCGUCAAGUGGGGCCCCCAGGAGCAGAAGUGGAUCGCCGCAAUCCGCGUGGCAAACCGGUUCUCCAAGAUUGGAUUGUAUGAUGCUGAAGAGGAGGCAGCUGCUGCGUAUGAUCGGACGAUUGUGGAGGUCCGGGGGGUGCAUGUGAUGACUAAUGCGAAGUUUGUGGAUGGGUUGAACCACGCGCAGGUGACAGUAACGGAGAUUCCUAUAAAGGGGCAGGAGGAGGCGUUUAUACGUGCCGCGGGCGGAGGGAUUGGCGCGGAUGGGGGGAGAGGGGGAGCGCGGGGGGGCCGCGGGCGCGGGCGGGGGAGGGGGCGGCCCCCGAUUACCCAUCUGGCGCGGGAGGAGCGGAGGAACAGGCUGGUGGCGUCGUUGGGUGGGUCUGUCGAAGCAGCUAAGCUGGGGGCAGGAGCAGCAGAAGGGGAAGGGGGAGGAGGAGAGGGAGAAGGAGGGGGAGCAGCUGGGGAUGCGUGUAGCGGAGGGGGUAAGGAGGAGGGGAAGGAGGAGUGGGUGCCGGCGCCAAGAGCAGAGGAGUUGGAGCAGAUAGAGGAAUGGAUGGCGAAUGAGUGGGAGCAAGGGGAGAUCGUGGGGUGGAUGGAGGGGGUUGUUCCUGGGGAAGAGGCGAAGGGGGUGAGCACGCUUGUUCCUGCCGGUGCUGCUGCUGGUGGUGGCGCUGCUGGUGCUGCUGGUGGUGCUGGUGGUGCUGGUGGUGGGGGGGAAGCUGGUGGGAAGGAGAAGGGGGAGGGCGAGGAGGAAGGGUCUCUAGCGAUAGACUUGGAAAUGGCUGGGUUAGACGAUGGGGAUGAUGCUGCUGGCGGUGGGGAGGGAGGGGGAGAUGCUGAGGGGGACUGGGACGAGUUUUGCAAGACGACAGCAAGGGAGGUGGCGGAGGGAGCAGGGAACAUCGACGGGGAAGGCGCUGGUGGGGACGGCGGGGCGGGGAAGAAGGGCGCGGGGGGGAAGGGCGGGGAAGUAGGGGCGGAUGAGCUGGGGAACGCGCAUGCAUCUGUGGAGCAGCUAUUGGCUGCUGCGGAGGCUGGGCCUGGGGGCGGGGCGGGGGCUGCGGGGGGCGGCGCAGGAGGCGCGGGAGAGGGGGAGGGCGAGGGAGAGGAGGAUGAGGAGGAUGAUGUGAUGCUUGAGCUGAAUGCAGAUGAGGAGGGGAAUGAAGGGGGGGAGGGUGGGGGGAAUGGAGGCAGUGGGGAGGGUGGGGGGGACGCGCAUGGGCGAGAUUGGAUGGACACUGUAGAAGGGGAUGACGACAAAACUGAGGGAGGAGAAGGGGGAGAAGGAGGAGAAGGAGGAGGAGGAGAUGGGUCUAAGACUCCAGCCAAGGGACCAGGGCAGGAGGGCGAUGCGGGUGCAAUAACCCCUGCUCAAGGCCCCUCCCGCCUCCCCCUCACUCCAGGUUCCGCCCCCUCCGCGCUCCAAAUCAGCACCGUUUCCACUCUAGCCGCCCCUACUUCCUCCUUUGGUGCCCCAGAUUCCUCUGGGUUACAGACUUACUCAGGGAAGCGGCCGCGGGGGCGGCCGAGGAUACAUGAGCAUCCUGAGGAGGAGAAGAAUAGGUUAUCUGAGAAGUAUAUGGGUGUGGAGUUUAAGGGGAGGACGAGGGCGUGGGAGGCGUUUCUGAUGUCAGGGCAGCGGCGGUAUAACUAUGGGCAGCGGUAUACGGAGGAAGAAGCAGCACGUCUGCAUGACAAGGUUGCGUAUCGCCUGAAGGGACCGACAACCCCCACCAACUACCCUCUUGAGGAGGAAGCUUGUCUCGACUUAAUGACAGUCGAGGAAUCCUCACAGGCCUCUCAUUUUCUUCCUAUUCCUGAUUGCUUCCCAUUCCCGUUCCACAGGGUGGCAUACCGCCUCAAGGGACCAACAGCCCCCACCAACUACCCUCUUGGAGAGGAGGACAAAGCCCCCCCCACCAACUACCCUCUCGGGGAGGAGGACAAGGCCCGUCUCGACUCAAUGACAGUCGAGGAAUUCCUAACCCACGUGCGCCGCACCAACGUCAGCAGUGUUUUCCAGGGUCGGCGUGGCUCGUCCUUAUUCAAGGGCGUGAGCUGGAUGCCGGACAAGCAGCGGUGGGCGGCGCUGAUCAAACUAGACCACGGAAAGGUGAGGAAGAUCGGAUUAUACACCACGGAGGAGGACGCCGCAGCAGCGUACGAUCGCGCUCUGAUCGACCGCGACGGCCCAGAAGCUCUAACCAACGAGAGGUUCUUUCGCUCGCUAGAUGACGAUGCUUUGGACCGGUUGUUACAGUCGAGGCGAUCUCGAGACGAGUCCUGCAAUUGGAAGGAACGGGCAAAGUAUUUUCUCGAUAAUAUCGAGAAGCUGGGGCAUAAGUCUAAGAGAGCGAGAGCUCCGUCACCGGUGGGAGCGCGGGGGCUUGUAGGAGGGGGUGGGGCCGGGCCGGUGGGGUCGAGGGAGGGAGAGGAGGGGCCACAGGCAGGGACCGUUGCUGCGUUGGGUGGGGGUGCGAUUAGCUCUCAGAAGGUGUCUCAGAGUGCUGCUGCUGGGAGGAAAGGGCGUGGGGGCGGUGCGGUUGGUGGCGGGAGGUAUGGGAGUGGAGGAAUGGAGAGUGGGGGGGGGUAUGGGUAUAUGGGAGGGGGGAUGAUGGGUGGUGGGGGUGGGGUGAUGGGCAUGGGGGGGUAUAUGGGGGGUGGGGUCAUGGGGGGCAAUGUUAUGGGAGCGAAUGUGAUGGGCUCGAAUGUUAUGGGUGCGAGUGUUAUGGGUAGCGGUGGGGGAUACGGUUUGGAUCGGUGGGGUUUGUACCCGUCCCCUAUGUCUGCUACAGGGCAUCUAGCCCCAAACCGGCGGGGCAUGCCGAGUUUUAACCCAGGAGGGGGUGGGUUUGCAGGCGCCGGGGGAGGGAGGAAGGGUGGAGCGGUUGGGAGUGGUGGUGCUGGGUUCAAGAGAGGCAGAUAUGAUUUUGAAGAUGAGGACGAGGAUUUUGACGAGGAUGAGGAGGGGUUUGGGGAGGGGUAUGAGGAGGGGAGAGGAGGUGGGGGUGGUGGGAUAGGACGGGGGGGGUGGGGGGGUGGAGGAGGAUGGAAGAGACAGCAGCAGGAUCAGUUGUAUGGGGGUGGUAUGGGGAGUGGUAUGGGGGGUGUGAUGGGAGGUGUGAUGGGAAGUGGUGGGAUGGGGUCUGGUGGGGUUGGGAUGGGUAGCAGCAGUCUUUACGGCCCUGGUUCUCGUGCCGCCGCUGGUGGUGGUGUUGGUGGCGGUGGUAUGGGUAAGAGGUCUCAACCCCACACCUCUUCACCAGCAGAAGAGAUUCUCCGUAUGUACUCUGUAGGCCAGUCUGCACCAGGUGAACCUUCCCCAGGUGCAGACAAACUCGGGGCGGCCCGGGCGGCGCAGAGGAUCCCGAGGGAUGCGGUAGGAGGGGAAGGGGAGGAGGAGGAGGAAGAGGAGGAUAUGGUGGGAGGGGGGGAGGAAGAGGAGGAAGCGGAGGAGGCGAGGGGAGGAGGAUCCAGCCGUCGAUUGGGCGAUCUGAUGACGAGGAUUUCCGGCGCGCUAUCUCAGCCGUUGGAUGGGGAGGAUGAGGAAGGGGGCGGGGGGAGGGGAGUAGGGGAGAUGGGGGGAGGGGAGGAGGAUGUGGUGGAGGUGAGGGGGAGAGGGAGGGGGAGGGGCAGGGGCAGGGGGAGGGGGAGAGGACGUGGGAGGGGCAGGUCGGGACGGGUGAUGCCUGUCUAUUAG
Messenger RNA from Closterium sp. Naga37s-1, 8884 nucleotides. NCBI's taxonomy places the organism in Eukaryota, Viridiplantae, Streptophyta, Zygnematophyceae, Desmidiales, Closteriaceae. The record is from the annotation of a GenBank genome assembly.